Molecule: messenger RNA, 872 nt
Organism: Penicillium samsonianum
Lineage: Eukaryota; Fungi; Ascomycota; Eurotiomycetes; Eurotiales; Aspergillaceae
Exons: 5
Coding region: 1-384 (127 amino acids)
Source: RefSeq, a predicted model, not a curated record
AUGAUCUGCUGGCAAUCGACAGCCUUAGUAGAUAUACAGGGGACACUGCAGGGUCUCCUGUACAUAUCGAACGGGUACCAACCUUCGUUGGAUGGCGGCAAAGUAUGUACCUGCGCUAAGCAUGGGCUCUCUUUGAUUGUCCUGUCAGCCUUGGUGAUGUUGGGAACCAUUUUGCCGUUGCCCGGACCAAGUCGGUACCUCCUCUUCGGAGGAUGCUGUGCUGUAAAACUUGGGGAGGCAGAUGGGAUCAUCCGCGAGUCCCAUCAAUCCAUGCGGGUUUGGAAGCCUGAGGCGGAGUGGGUACCUGCUGUAGCAAUACGCUUUGCCACUUCGUCUUGCGGGGCAUCCGGGACGCAAGUCCAAAACCUUCGUGGGAAGGCCUGAAGUCAGACUGGGGGUGCACGAUCCCAGUUCAGGCGGGUCCGGCUAAACUCCAGUGCAUUCAGCGGAGUUUUCGGAAUUACACACCAACUGUGUGAUCCACUUGCAACUGGCCAUGCAACCCCGCUCUUUUUCGAAAAAGCGAAGAAACAAGUUGGAGCUCCAAACCUCGCGGUAUACUUGUUUGUCCUUCGGGCACCUUUCUGUGGGCAGUGGGCUUUCAUGUGGGUUGUAGGCUUUCGAGUCAAGGAAAAGAGACUUAUCGGUCUGUUGCAUGGGUACAGGAUCCAAAGGACAUACACAUACUUUCGGAUCAGUACACCCAGCCGGGCCAUAGAACAAAACUUCCAUUACAUCUCUGACCGGAGUGGGCUGAAUAUACAGAGAAUUAUUCGCCUGCUAUGCUCUUGGUCAUUGAUGUACCUGGAAACAUUCAUCUCAACCAAACAAGAUUGGCGAUUGCUUUAUUAGUAUCUAGCUUUGAAUUCAAG